AUGCCCAAAUACGACACACCGGAGGCUGCAUCGUCGACAGCAUCGUUCCAAACCGCCGAGCCAGACUGGCUCUCCCCAGAUGCUUCGUUGACAGCUUCUUUCCAAACUGCCGAGGAGCAUGAACAAGACAUACGCUCCCCCGAUUAUUCGCCCACCAUUCAGCUUUCUCGCCCAUCUGCUCCGCAAGCGUCUCCCGGACCAGAUGAGUGGACGUGUUCACGAUACAAGCUACGCAACCCGCUCGACCACCGUUUGUCUUCUGUCCUGCUUGUGGGAAUGAGCAGACACUUCAGCCUAACCUCUCUACGCACACCCCGAAGCGCUCCACUUAUGCGCCUCCGUCACUGCAGAUCUGCAACCCAUCGUCCGCCACCAUCUGUCCCCGAAUCUACAGCGUCUGGUGGGUCAACUUCGAGGGACAGCUUCUGCACUGCGCGCACACGCUCUGGCUCUAUCUCCAGCAGCGCAAGUACCAUACGUGCUCCAUCUCCAAACCUGAACUUGCUUCGUGCCGAUGUCAAGUACGGUCGUAUCACACGACACUUCUACAGCACAUAUGGCAACUGCAUUACCUACGGGCAAGCUAUGGAUACGGACUGUCGAUCCUCCGAGUCUUCAAGCCCAGGGCAUAUAUACAGUGCCUCUGCCUCUAGCGACGCAAGCACCGUUCGCGAUCCGCACACACCAGAUCGCGGCAGCAACAUUCGCUUCGAUGCUGCUUGUAACGAGUUCUUCGACGAGAACAGCACUCAGACCUCCUGCGAGGAUUUCCCCGACAGAGACAGGUCGAUUGCCGGGCAUCCAUACUCACCAUACUCGGCAUACUCGCCGUGUUCAUCAUACCGCCUAGGCAGCCCCUUUGCGAGCACACCUUACAAUGAGGUCCCUCGACGACCAAGGCAUGACGCCCCUCGCCAUUCGCGUACCGAGGAUUCCUACGGCAAUUUCCUUGGUCCUGGCCGCAGUCUCUGCCUACUCUCAUUAGCAAUCUUAUGGACAGCGCCUUCCAUACUCGGGGUUCGAAUACGCGCCUCAUCGCGGACUGUAUCCUACUUCUCGUCCUUACCCUGGUGGCAGGAAGGGUAUUGAUUUUUUACCCUUGGAUGGUCGAGGUCGUGCUAUUGUGUGGAAUCGUCCGAGACAAGUGUAAGACUCCUAAUCACCUCUACUGAGUAUUGUGUGCGGUUGCCGUGGAUUCAAAUGGGGCAAGCGACGGGAGCGCGGUUGGUUGAGGGUAGAUGUCAGGAUGGAGACGCGUUGUAUCGGCAGAAUGGAACGUUCACGGGAGAGGAUUCAAAGUUAGCACC
Molecule: messenger RNA, 1307 nt
Organism: Macroventuria anomochaeta
Lineage: Eukaryota; Fungi; Ascomycota; Dothideomycetes; Pleosporales; Didymellaceae
Exons: 3
Coding region: 1-1089 (362 amino acids)
Source: RefSeq, a predicted model, not a curated record